Molecule: messenger RNA, 1271 nt
Organism: Xenopus laevis (African clawed frog)
Lineage: Eukaryota; Metazoa; Chordata; Amphibia; Anura; Pipidae
Product: cortexin domain-containing 1-like
Exons: 1
Coding region: 48-212 (54 amino acids)
Source: RefSeq, a predicted model, not a curated record
GGUCCUGGCCUUUUUAUGCAGAUGAAGAGAGAAAAAAGAACCUCUGUAUGGAUGAUCCCACCUUGCUGCCCCUUGUGGAUGUGGAUAAGGGAUUUGCUAUCGCCCUCUUCUUGCUUCUCUGUGUGUUUCUUGCCAUGAUGAUUGUCCGUUGUGCGCGGCUCAUAAUGGACCCCUAUAAGGACAUCCCAAACUCCAUGUGGGAAGACCAAUAAGCAGCACUGCCUGGAAGGACAGGAGACUUUUAUUGACUUGUGGAAAUGUAAAGCCUUCAAAGAAAUGGUCACUCCUUGUGCUUUAAAGUGACUGAAUUGUGGUUAAUAGGAAAAUGCCCUUUGCAAACUGCCUGAGACAGAGGAAAUAAUUGAUCAAAUUACAUAGAGCUUUAUAUAUUUUACCUUGGCUUAGAAUAUGCCAGGUUAAAUGUCAGGAGAAACCCAUGCUGUGCAUCAGGGACUGGAGAAUUCUCUGGCCAUAGUAGUUUUUACUAAUCCUUUUUUUUGGGGAGUUCAGAAUCUACGAUAUACUCAGCUUCCCGAGGCCCACAACAAAUCAAAAGAGCUGAGUGCUUUUUGUAAUAAUGCUAAUAGAGCUAGUGAGGAUCAUUGUCAUCAAACCAUCAUUAAUUUACAUAGUGACACAAUAUUUACAAUCAUUGUAGAACAAACAGGGGUCGAUAGAUUAAGAAACUAUGGUGACAGAACGAGACUCAAGGGAUUAAAGAGUUUAUAAUAUAAAGAGGAAUUUGGGAUGAUAUCUAUGCUAUGCUGACUUCUGAUAACCAAAAGGUGGGUCUUUAGGAGUGUUUGAAGGUUGGAAUGGAAGAGAAAAGUGUAAUAAGCAAUGGUAGGCAAAUCAAGAUACAGGCAGGAGCACAGAAGAAGUCUCUAAAUCCAGGAGGUUAGGAGAAAAGCAAUAUGUGGCUCAGGAUAUAAGAGAAGGCAAGUAGCCGGGUAGAUAUAGCAGAAAGAUGGUAUUGGAAUCCAGAUGUCUGUUUUCCUAGAGAAGUGAUACAGAGCAAGCAAAGAGGACCCAUGGCAGAGCCUUGAGGAACACCAAGAAAGAAUGAAGGCGAGUUAGGCCCAUAAACAGCAAUAGUAAAUGGAGGAUGGGAUGAUCUACAGGCAGCUGCAAAAUGCUAAAAAAUUGUCCCCCAAUUCAACUGAAUGGUAAUUACAUCUUUUUGACAGGCAAUAAUCUCCAAGAAAGGGCAAAUGCUGCAUUUUUGAGUAGAAACUUCUUCUUAAUAAUAUUUACCCGCAGUUUCCAGUUGG